This is a messenger RNA of Coregonus clupeaformis (lake whitefish), 1295 nucleotides long. RefSeq names its product myogenin-like. The transcript has 3 exons. Bases 186 to 950 code for a protein of 254 amino acids. Gene Ontology annotation, molecular function: protein dimerization activity; DNA-binding transcription factor activity, RNA polymerase II-specific; RNA polymerase II cis-regulatory region sequence-specific DNA binding. Gene Ontology annotation, biological process: muscle organ development; positive regulation of myoblast differentiation; positive regulation of transcription by RNA polymerase II. Lineage: Eukaryota; Metazoa; Chordata; Actinopteri; Salmoniformes; Salmonidae. The record is from RefSeq and is a predicted model, not a curated record.
CUGCUCCACACCAGUUGUUCUCCACACAUCUUCCUCUCUCUACUAACCCAGGCCAGGAGUGGGAGAGGCUCACUCACACACUCCCUCCAACACAAUCAGACCUAACACCCCUAUAGAACACACACAGUAGAGCCCAGAGGAUCCAAACCGGAGUCUUCGUCCCCUAAACUUCAGUGUCGACCAGUAUGGAGCUUUUCGAGACCAACCCCUACUUCUUCCCCGACCAGCGCUUCUACGAAGGGGGGGACAACUUCUACCAGUCCCGGCUGCCGGGCGGGUAUGACCAGGGGGGCUACCAGGAGCGCGGGGGCUCCAUGAUGGGGCUGUGUGGGGGUCUAUCUGGGGGGGUCGGGGUAGGGGUGGGUGGAGGUAUGGAGGACAAGGCAUCCUCCUCUGGUCUCUCCCCCCACCCGGAGCCCCAAUGCCCCGGCCAGUGCCUACCCUGGGCCUGCAAGCUGUGCAAACGCAAGACUGUGACCAUGGACCGACGGAAAGCGGCCACGAUGCGGGAGAAGAGGAGGCUGAAGAAGGUGAACGAGGCAUUCGAGGCCCUGAAGAGGAGCACCCUGAUGAACCCCAACCAGAGGCUGCCCAAGGUGGAGAUCCUGAGGAGUGCCAUCCAGUAUAUUGAGAGGCUGCAGGCACUUGUCUCCUCCCUCAACCAGCAGGAGAACGACCAGGGAGCACAGGGCCUACACUACCGCACCGGACCUGCCCAACCCAGGGUCUCGUCGUCGAGCGAGCAGGGAUCAGGCAGCACCUGCUGUAGCAGCCCAGAGUGGAGCAACACCUCAGACCACUGUACCCAGAGCUACAGCAACGAGGACCUCCUGAGUGCAGACUCUCCAGAGCAGACUAACCUGCGCUCUCUGACGUCCAUCGUGGACAGCAUCACAGCAGCAGAGGGGGCUCCGGUGGCCUACCCUGUACCUGUGGACAUUCCCAAAUAAACCCAGAGCAGCAUCCACACGUGUGCUGUUAACAGGUCCAAUACAGCACAAAUCCACCCUUUUUUCCUCCCUUCCGUGAGGAGGUAGUCACUGAUGUGAUAUAACUGGAUAGGUGAAAGCUAUGCAGCGGAACCUACUGUACAUUCCACCUAUCCAAUCAUGUUAGAUCAGUGACUACUUCAAUGAAGGGAGGAAAGAAGGGCAGGGCCUGUAUGUCCCAGCUAGGUACAAACUAUCACUGGGACACCACCCAGCACCAUACACACCACCCAGCACCAUACACACCACCCAGCACCAUACACACCACCCAGCACCACCCAGCACCAUACACACCACCCAGCACCA